ACAACUCUCAGCUAACUCGCUCCCAGCGCCAUGGUUCGAACAGGUGAUAAGCAAGGUCCUAAGCGGACCAUCCGCAACGGCACACGCGUCUUGGUGCGGGACUUGCCGGAGAAGGUGCGGAAGACAUCGCUGCAGUCGGCCUUUGGGGACUUUGGCAACGUGGUCCGCAUCGAGCUGAUGCCGGAGCAACGCACCGCGUACAUCGAGUACGAAGAGCCGCGAGAUGCGGAAGACGCGGCACGUGAAAUGGACGGAAAGAUGCUGGAGAGAUCCAAAAUUCGAACGAAGAUGAUGGAUGAUCGACCACGGGCGGCAAUGGACCAUGCCAUUCGCGUGCAGGAAGCGUGCUUGGCAAACCUGGAAUCCCGUGCUGCUGAGCAUCAACAGCGCAUCUUUGGUCGCUUCGGAACUGACACAGUUUUGCUACAGCCGAUGUCAGGGAAUUGCUGACUCAGCUGGAUUUAAACCACAAUUCACGGUGAAGUGGCUCGGGCUGCUCCACAGAGCGCGUCAAAGAAAUCUCCAGAGCGAGAGCGACGUUCCAGCCCUCGGCGCCGCAGUCGCAGCAAACGCCGACGCUAGACGUCGAUGCGAAGC
Cladocopium goreaui is the source of this 597-nucleotide messenger RNA. Lineage: Eukaryota; Dinophyceae; Suessiales; Symbiodiniaceae. The record is from the annotation of a GenBank genome assembly.